Molecule: messenger RNA, 2063 nt
Organism: Hibiscus syriacus
Lineage: Eukaryota; Viridiplantae; Streptophyta; Magnoliopsida; Malvales; Malvaceae
Product: transcription factor bHLH62-like
Exons: 8
Coding region: 498-1694 (398 amino acids)
Biological process (GO): regulation of DNA-templated transcription
Cellular component (GO): nucleus
Molecular function (GO): protein dimerization activity; DNA-binding transcription factor activity
Source: RefSeq, a predicted model, not a curated record
CUUUCACCGUCUCUCUCUCUCUUUUGCUUUGCUUUCCUUCACCAAAUUCGCGUCCUGCCCAACGUUUCCUCUAACCACCUCUAUUGUAUGAAAACAAACAAUCAUUUUUUCCCACUUAAAUUCCACUCAUUUGCCUUUUGGAACUCUAAAGAAUCCCAAGCCCAAUUUUUUUUAAUCUGGAUCUUCACAUUGGAUUUUAGUAAAUGGAGAACCGGUUUUUCCUUGAUGCAGGAAUCCCGCCAUUGCACUUUGGGUCGUCUUUAUCAUCGUCGCCGAUGUCAGAUUGGCAGUCGCUGUCUCCGGUAAUGGAAACUCAGUCCCAAGAUUGUUUUCCGACAGAUUAUGGUUUACAGUACGAGUCGGCCUUGAGUUCCAUGGUGUCUUCCCCAGCUGCAUCGAAUUGCAAUAUGUCAAGUGAGAGCUUGAUGAUGAGGUAAUUGAUUGGGAAAUUGGGGAGCAUUGGUAACUCCGGUGAGAUCCCCCAACAUUCUCAGCCCAUGUUGGCGGCGGCUUCUUCUUGUUACAGCACUCCACUGAAUUCCCCUCCUAAAUUGAACUUGCCGGUGCCAAAAUCAAUGGGAAUGAAUUCCGGUGUGGCUGAUUUCUCAGCUGAUCCUGGAUUUGCAGAGAGAGCAGCGAAAUUCUCUAUCUUUGGAAGCAGGAGUUUCAAUUGUCGAACGACUCAAUUUGGACCCAAAGACAAUGGUGAGAUUGCCGCUUGUAGAUUUGAUCCGUCGGCGGCGAAUGUCAAGCUACCGCGUGUUUCCAGUAGUCCGGCAAUAAAAACAUUGGCAGCCAAUUCUCAAGAGGAAUCCACCGUCUCCAAACAGCACCCCGAGCCUGGUUUUAAAGGUCCAAAUUCAAGGAAAAGAAAAGCGGCUCCCAAAGCAAAAACAAACGAAACUUCACCAUCCCCAUCGCCAAAUUCUUCAAAGGUGAUUAAACCCAACGAGGCAUCAAAUGAAAAGCGAUGCAAGUUAUCCGAAAGCAAUGAAAACGAAAAUGGCUCUGGUAAAGCAGUGGAAGAAGACGCCAAUGGAAGCAAUACAAGGGCUCCUGAGCCUCCCAAGGACUAUAUUCAUGUUAGAGCAAGAAGGGGUCAAGCAACUGACAGCCAUAGCUUAGCUGAAAGAGUCCGUAGAGAGAAAAUCAGUGAGAGAAUGAAGCUUCUGCAAAAUCUUGUUCCCGGUUGCAACAAGGUUACUGGAAAAGCCUUGAUGCUGAACGAAAUUAUAAACUAUGUUCAAUCAUUGCAACGACAAGUUGAGUUCCUCUCAAUGAAGUUAGCUACAGUGAACACCAGCCUGGACUUCAACGUGGAGAGUUUAAUGUCAAAGGAUGUGUUUCAAUCAAACAACACUUUGCAGCAUCCAAUAUUCCCAGUAAAUUCCUCAGCCUUUUUGGGGCAUCAGUCCCAGCAAAAUCCACCAUUACAUGGCAAUAUUACUAAUGGGACAAUGACUCAAUGCUCGGUGGACCCUUUAGAUUCUGCCAUCUGCCCUAAACUUAACACCCAUUUGCCUCAAAUUAACCAGUUUAUUAAAACUGUACCUCAGUACCCAACAUUUUGUGAAGGUGACCUUGAAACCCUAGUUCAGAUGGGGUUUGGCCAGAAUCAGAGCCAAGAAAUGGCAUUACAUUCACAAAACUUCCAGGGGUCAAAUCAAGUUUCUGACAUGAAAGUUGAGCUCUAAUAACACACCAUUUUUUGGUCCUGGAUUAAAGGUUUAAAGCAGAGAAUUACUAUUGUAUAUAUAUAAAAAAUGAACUUAUUAUUGGACCAGUGCAUGAACUACCAUAACUAGGCUAGUGCUAGCCAUUUAUGCUUAGGUUUAAAGUGGAGGAUUCUUUUCCUUUUUUUAAUCUUAAUUUUAGGGUUUUCUUCUUCAACUUCUAAUUCAUUUUUACCCCUUUUUUGUGGAUCCUUUUUUUCUUACCAAUUUACCCAAUGUAAAAUUUGUGUAUUCAUGGUGCAAAGAUCUUUAUAGAGAAAAGGCACCAACAUUUGUAAGAUAUAGUAUUUUUAUCAAGUAAUGCUAAUUAAGCAGCUUUCAUUUUCCACA